This is a messenger RNA of Melitaea cinxia (Glanville fritillary), 1767 nucleotides long. It is a transcript of the gene Tango4, whose product is annotated as pleiotropic regulator 1. The transcript is spliced from 8 exons. Gene Ontology annotation, biological process: mRNA splicing, via spliceosome. NCBI's taxonomy places the organism in Eukaryota, Metazoa, Arthropoda, Insecta, Lepidoptera, Nymphalidae. Gene Ontology annotation, molecular function: protein binding. The record is from RefSeq and is a predicted model, not a curated record. Gene Ontology annotation, cellular component: Prp19 complex; catalytic step 2 spliceosome; precatalytic spliceosome. Bases 163 to 1506 code for a protein of 447 amino acids.
ACACGUCAGUUAAUGUUGAUCAAGUUCAAUGUGCAGUUUUGGACGCCGUUUUUGCUUGUUUUGAAGUUAACAAAUAAGUUACAAACAAUAAAAUAAUAAAUAUAUUUUAAAUAAUUAUAGUUUUAAUAUUAUGUACUAGUGUUUUAUCAAACAUUCAACAAAAUGACGGACGAAGUUAUAAAACAUUCAGUGCACACGCUCGUAUUUAGAUCUUUAAAAAGAUCGCAUGAUAUGUUUCUUUCUAACCAAAGUAUGUUGCCGCCAAUUGACGAAAAAGCUGAAAAAAUAUUAAGAUCGGUGAAAGCCAGGGAUAGUUAUGGACAGGUGAUGUCCGCAGUACAGAAAGCUCAAGCCAUCAAACAACAGGAAGCUAUGAGCAGACCGGACACUCCACAUGAUACUGAGGUAGCCGAAUCGGCAGCAAUAGCCUCCGACAGUGCGAUGCUACCGUACAGUGCACCCACCAACCCAACACCAACGGCCAUUGUCCCAGCGCCAAGAAAAGCACCCACCAUGCCUCGGCCCAAAUGGCACGCUCCUUGGAAACUAUUCAGAGUUAUAUCAGGACAUUUGGGUUGGGUUCGAUGUGUCACGGUGGAACCUGGCAAUGAGUGGUUCGCUACUGGCGCUGCGGACAGAGUUAUUAAAAUAUGGGAUUUAGCGACUGGUAAACUAAAAGUUUCACUCACGGGACACGUCAGCACUGUUAGAGGUCUAGAAGUCUCAUCCAGACAUCCAUAUUUGUUCAGCUGCGGAGAAGACAGACAAGUUAAGUGCUGGGAUCUCGAAUACAACAAGGUGAUCCGCCACUACCACGGGCACCUGUCGGCCGUGUACGCGCUGGCGCUGCACCCCGCGCUGGACGUGCUGCUGUCGGCCGGGCGCGACGGCACGGCGCGCGUGUGGGACCUGCGCACCAAGGCCAACGUGCACACGCUGGCCGGCCACUCCGACACCGUGGCCUCGCUGGCGUGCCAGGCCGCCGAGCCGCAGGUCAUAACUGGUUCACAUGACUCAACAAUACGACUCUGGGAUUUAGCAGCGGGCAAAUCAAUAUGUACACUCACAAAUCACAAGAAAUCUGUCCGGAGUAUUGUUAUCCAUCCCACUCUGUACACAUUUGCAUCAGCGUCCCCUGACAAUAUCAAACAAUGGAAGUGUCCAGAAGGAAAAUUCAUUCAAAACUUGUCUGGACAUAACGCUAUAGUUAAUUGUAUGGCUGUUAACCCAGAGGGGGUACUCGUCAGUGGUGGGGAUAAUGGAACAAUGUACUGCUGGGAUUGGAGGACAGGAUACAACUUCCAGAGGUUACAGUCGGCAGUCCAGCCUGGUUCUAUGGACAGCGAGGCGGGUAUAUUUGCGAUGACAUUCGACCAAUCCGGUUCCCGCCUGAUCACCGCUGAGGCAGACAAAACCAUCAAAAUCUAUCGAGAAGAUGAAUCUGCUUCUGAAGAAACGCACCCCAUCAACUGGCGACCGGAGAUACUCAAGAGACGAAAGUUCUAAACUGAUUUGCUUGAUAAUAAAUAUAUUUUUGACUUGUAUUUUGUUUAUAUUAUGUCACGGUUACAUCUGCGAUUUUUUGCUGUCCCUAUUAGGAAAUCUGGUUGCAGCAUUAUGCAUAGGCAUAGGUUGUGACCUUAUUUUUAAGAAAAUAAUGCUUCCUAUAUGUAAUCAGAAGACUAAUUUGUUUUCAAGAUCUACACUCAAUCUUGAAAGACCAAAGUUCCAGAACGUUCCGUUCAAUAAAAAAACAUAAAUUUUGGA